Molecule: messenger RNA, 1414 nt
Organism: Glycine soja
Lineage: Eukaryota; Viridiplantae; Streptophyta; Magnoliopsida; Fabales; Fabaceae
Product: putative hydrolase C777.06c
Exons: 11
Coding region: 90-1181 (363 amino acids)
Source: RefSeq, a predicted model, not a curated record
GAAGAGAGGCAAAACACAAUACAACACAACACACGUGUGUAAUUGUUUAUGUGACUGACACACACACACUACACACAUUGAAUCAAUCAAUGGUGGUUGCAUCCAUUCGGCUUCUUCCUUCUCCACUCCUCUCUUUCGCUCCUCGUCGCUCUCCAUAUUCAUAUUCAUGGCGCUCUCAUCCCUCUUUUACCAUUCCCUUCUCUUCCAUCCACUCCAAAGCUUCUACUAAGGGAGAUGGUGGAGCAGUGGAAUUGGGUGGUGAUCAAACAGAGCUUAUAUUUUUGGGGACUGGAACCAGUGAAGGGGUUCCACGUGUCAGCUGCUUGACUAACCCUUUACACAAAUGUGAGGUGUGUUCAAAAGCUGCUCAACCGGGUAAUAAGAAUAGGAGACUUAACACAAGCAUCCUCAUUCGUCACCCCAAUUCCUCAGGAACACACAAUAAUAUUCUUAUAGAUGCUGGAAAAUUUUUCUAUCACAGUGCUCUCCAUUGGUUUCCUGCUUUUGGGAUAAGAACAAUUGAUGCGGUCAUUAUUACUCAUUCACAUGCUGAUGCAAUCGGAGGUCUUGAUGAUCUUAGAGAUUGGACAAACAAUGUUCAGCCUCAUAUUCCAAUAUAUGUAGCCAAGCGCGACUUCGAGGUGAUGACGAAGACCCAUUAUUAUUUAGUAGAUACUAGUGUUAUCUUACCUGGGGCCAAAGUCUCAGAGUUGCAAUUCAAUAUCAUAUCGGAAGAACCAUUUUUUGUACAUGAACUGAAGUUCACCCCAUUACCAGUGUGGCACGGCCAGAAUUAUCGGUCCCUUGGUUUUCGUUUUGGUAAUAUAUGUUACAUUAGUGAUGUCAGUGACAUUCCUGAAGAAACUUAUCCACUUCUAAAAGACUGUGAAAUUCUAAUCCUGGAUGCUUUGAGGCCUGACUGCUCUACUUCUACACAUUUUGGACUUCAAAGGGUAAUAAUUAGUUUCACAUUUGUUAAAACUUUCCAUGGACAUUCUGAUCUUCCAUUUCAGGCCUUGGAGGAAGUGCGAAAAAUUCAACCCAAAAGAACACUUUUUACCGGUAUGAUGCAUCUGAUGGAUCAUGAAGAAGUGAAUGACUCCCUUGCGAAACUAUUGGAGUCUGAAGGCCUUGAUGCACAACUGAGCUAUGAUGGGCUUCGUAUACCAAUCAGACUCUAGUUUGUAUACAGUCUCAUUCAUAAGACAACAAUUUUUUUUUCUCAAAGAGAAAUUAUUAAAUAAACAUUCGAAUGAUUUUACAAGUUCAUACAUUCUGCAGGUUCCUGCAAGUAUUCUACCUUCUUCCUAUCAUCAUUGAUCAUUCUUUCUUUUCUCCUUGCCUCUGUUAGAGACAAGAAACACCUACGAUGAUACUAUUACCAUAAACGUAACAAAGGAGGAUUUUUUUCCCC